AUGGACGCCCGACCGAAGCCCCAGGCGUUUCUCUCCACCUAUGCGCCUCGAAUCCGCGCCUACAACAACUCUCUCCUGACCCCGAACGUUGCCAGCGCUCCGACCACGACCAACUCCCGGGUGACAAAGCGCGGUACAACCAUCAUCAACUACGCGGAAGACGGCUACGAUGAAAUCGACGAUGACGAGGACAGCGGCCGUCGUCGUCCUACCGGUCUACGCAGCCUGAGAAGACAGGACGAUUCGGCAAUCAGCCAGGAUCUGCUGGACAAGGCUGGAAAGGACACGGACGAGCCUGUCGAAGUACAGGGCAUCUGGAGAGAUUGGUUCGGCAAGGGACGCCAGGUGCGAAAUGACCAACAGAACUCGGCGCAAGCAGAUCUGCCUUUGACCUUGAUCCCCAUCCGAAUCGAGCUCGAUAUUCCGUCCUUCUUGCCCCAGGUCGCCUUUCCUUCGGCGCCUCACACCGUCGACACAUCUCUCCCGCAAUACCGAGCGCAAGAAAUGACGCCGCCCUACCGGCUCCGCGAUACCUUCCUUUGGAACCUGCACGAGACGGUCAUCACGACUGAACAAUUUGCGCAAACAUACGUCCAAGACCUCGACUUGCCGAACCGUCACAACCUUAUGCUCGAUAUUGCCAGGCAGAUUCGGACCCAGCUUGAGGAAUAUGCCGGUGUUGCCCUGCAUCCCUUGUUUCACGCGCAGUCACAGAACUCUGGAACCAACGACGCGACCAAGUCGAACUCGAUGAUCAACCAGGACGAGACACCCACGCCUGCCGCGGUGAUCAGCCGCUCCGACACUCCGAUGCUAAACGGCGGCAUUGGAACGCCAUCCCGAGUCAAGGACGCGACAUCAGCACCAGACGUGACAGCCCACGCAAGCCCUAUUCCGGUCGACUCGGACGAUUAUGACCAUGACGACGCCUACCGAUGUAUUGUCACUCUCAAUAUCAACCUCCAGUCAGCAUUGUACACGGACAAGUUUGAGUGGUCUCUGCUGCACCCCCCGGGCAUGCCGGAGGCCUUUGCCAGUCAAACAUGCCAAGACCUUGGAUUGACAGGCGAGUGGGUUCCUGCCGUCACACACUCCAUUUACGAAGCAGUAUUGCGCCUGAAGAAAGAGGCCUGCGAAGCGGGUGGACUGGUAAUGGGCUGGAACGGAGUCCGCGAGUUCCCCAACGAUGCCACGGCUGGAGCUGACGCCGGAUGGCGCUACGAUCCGGAGAAUCUAGCCGAUCCCUGGGAGCCCAAGGUCGAGAUCCUCAGCAAGGAAGAGAUGGAGAAGCGAGAAGGCGACAGAGAGCGGCAAAUUCGCAGACUCCGUCGCGAGACUGCUCGCUUCAGCUCAACUACUGGCUUGGUGGGCGGCGUGCCAUUCUCUGGAUUUGGCAACGUGGUGGAAGCUCCGGAAGAAGAACGUAUGGGCAGAGGCGAGCGGUCCAAGAAGAAGCGUCGCUUCCGCAGUCUGAGCCCGAUAGGCCGAUCUGGAACCCCUGGUGGACGCGGAACGCCAGACGUGGGAUCCGGAUAUGGUGCAGGCAGCGGCUUGACUGACACGGAGCGCUUAUCUUGGAGAUGCUGGCACUGCUGUCUCUGGGGCUCAAGUGUGUGGGCGGUGAGACCUGGACCUGCAGGACCACGGUCACUAUGCCAAAACUGUGGAUUGCUAUACGAGCGGGAUGGCAAGCUGCCCCGCCAAACGAAGAAUAUGCAUUUGACGGUCAUCCGAACAGCAUGA
Colletotrichum costaricense is the source of this 1743-nucleotide messenger RNA. RefSeq names its product snf5/smarcb1/ini1. The transcript is spliced from 2 exons. Gene Ontology annotation, biological process: chromatin remodeling; positive regulation of pseudohyphal growth by positive regulation of transcription from RNA polymerase II promoter. Gene Ontology annotation, cellular component: nucleus; nuclear chromosome; RSC-type complex. The record is from RefSeq and is a predicted model, not a curated record. Lineage: Eukaryota; Fungi; Ascomycota; Sordariomycetes; Glomerellales; Glomerellaceae. Bases 1 to 1743 code for a protein of 580 amino acids. Gene Ontology annotation, molecular function: transcription coregulator activity.